CCGCUGACCAAUUGUUGCAGAGCCAUGUUCGUCCCAUUAAAAGAAGCAGAUUCUGUAAAAUGGAGUGAAUACUCUUUGAUUUUGCCUGCAGUGUCCAUUGGUAAUGUUGGACAGCUAGCAACAGACUUGGUUAUUUCAGCCUUAUCUCCAUCAUUGAUUGGUUUCUUCCAUGAUGCUAGCAUCCUUCCUGUAGUUGGAAAUGAUGCCUUUGACCACAACCAGAGUGGGAARCUGAACCUGAGUGUUGAAGUUUAUAAAAGUGAAGAACCCAGACUUAUCAUUAUACAAAAGAGAUCACCAGUUUGUAAGGGCUAUCAGUCAUCUUAUUGCAAAAAGCUCCURGAAUGGAUCAAGGAAUGUGGCUUCCAAAGAGUUGUCAUGUUGUCAAGUGUAAGCGCCACUGACAGAAUAGACUCACAGAUCAAAGGAUCUCCACUACGAUAUCUGACAUCAUCGCCUGUUAAAGACAACAAGUUUGAACARCUGCUGUGGGUUCCUUUUGAGAAAAAAUUAUAUGGCUUUAGUAAUGAAGAUGAAGGUGUGUAUUCAAUGCCCGGUGGAGGAAUUACCAGAAGGUUUUUUGAGGCAUGCUGCCAAGAAAAGGUAAAUUUGACUGUUCUCGUGACUUUCUGCUCUGAAGGAGAAAACAUUGCUGAUGGAGUGCAGUUGUUCUUAUAUCUGAAUCAGUGGAUUAACAUUGUAGAUAAGGAUAAGGUGGAAGCAAAGUUUGCUGGAAAACCAAGUGACUUCCGUAUCCCUUCCUCUUGGUCUCUGAUGUUUGGAUCUCCAAUAUUACAUGAUUUUAUAUUCUAAAGAAUGCAUAUCAUUCAGUAGUUAUUYAUAUGUCAAAAUUUUAUUCAGUUUAAAAUUUCAAAAAAUAUUUCAUUUUUAAUAAYACUGUAGUUAAGUAUACACUGGUGCACUGAUAAAUUGAGCCAGUUUCAAUACACUUUGAAAGUGGAAGAUAUGAUUUCUCUGACCUCUGUUUGCCUUAGAGUCUAUAGUUUUGACUUCAUGUAACCAAAUAUAAAUUUGAUGUUAUGUAAUUCCUUUAGCCGAAGCAAAGUAAUAGAGUAUUAGUAUGUAUAUUAUGUAAAUGUUCAUAGAGCAGAGUCACAUGAACCAUGAAAUAAAAACUAAAAAGUACUAACUAAUAGGCACUAUUAGUUUCUAAUAGUCAU
Molecule: messenger RNA, 1181 nt
Organism: Exaiptasia diaphana
Lineage: Eukaryota; Metazoa; Cnidaria; Anthozoa; Actiniaria; Aiptasiidae
Product: proteasome assembly chaperone 2
Exons: 9
Coding region: 25-813 (262 amino acids)
Biological process (GO): proteasome assembly
Cellular component (GO): nucleus; cytosol
Source: RefSeq, a predicted model, not a curated record